GUAAAAUAAAUAAGAUUAAAAGAAGAAUGUCUCUACCAAUGUGCCGUUAUUGCGGAAGUUCGUCUGCGAUCAACUACUGCUGGGUUGCGCGACAACCCAGGAUCUGUUACGGACGCAGUAAUGAUUAUGCGUAUCAGACUCGUGGUCACCUCCAGAGUCCUAUCUGUCAAUUCUGUGGACAGAACCCUGCGUUAAUUGCAUGCUAUCAAGAGAAUCUCAAGCUCUGCUACCAGUGUUUUGUGAAUCACCAGAUAUGUGUUCCUGCUCUUCACACACUGCACGUUAUCCCUUUUUCCUCUCACAUGGUAUGCGCUCAACCUAUAGGAGCCCUUGGUAAUAGAGCAGGACGUGGUGCAGGAGAACGCGGACAAGGAGGGGGAAGGGGACAUGACAGCGAUGGAGGAAAUAAAAGACCACGGACUGUCAUCGGCCCAGAGAUGCCGCUGCUGCAACUUCUUGACAAGCCUGGACCUAGUCAGCCUCAUAGUCAUCGUCAAGCAGGAAUCAUGAACUUGGAUCUUAUGUUUCACCAAACUACUCUCGCUGCACUUGAGGAGCAGAUUAUAAGAUCAUAUGGUGGAACCCGAUUGUCCAGGGGACUAGGCAUUGGAACUCGGCUUCCUCUGCUUAUUAAACUUCAGCAUACUUCUAGCAGUGGAUCCAAUUCGAUUGAGAAUUGUAUCACCGAUGUCAUCGCUGGAUCCACUAGCGUUUCAGGAUCUACUGGAGGAGCAUUGUUGGCACUCAUGAAGGCUGCAAAAGAAUCACUUCGAAAGAUCCUAGUCCUAGGAGAUUUCUCCGAGUACCCUCUUGAUGGAAACAUGCACUGCACCGAUCGAUUUGCUGUUAUGUUUAGCGGCUAUUUGGAUGAUGUGGAAGCGCAGCAUGAGAACGUGGCUGAGUUCUUGACAAAGGAGUUAAAGUAUCUAGAUGCCUUUGGGGAUGUCGACAUGCCCGAGGAUGUUAUGUCCAGAUCAGUAUUCACGGCAAUCCUCUCGCAGCUUCUGGAUGAAAUUCACCCGAAGCCUGCUGAUUUCGUCAGUGGUGUAUGGGACUACGUUGAAGCUGUUCUCUCAUUGGUCAUCACCAAAUAUUCAGACAAUUUUCCACAGAUUCAGUCUUCCCUCAAACGAGCUGGUCAAAGUCUUAUCAGCAGGAUGAAGGAACAAUCAGUGAACCGGGUUGCUGAAAUCCUUGAGACAGAGAAGCUGACUGAUUACACAUGUAAUCGGACCUACAUGACUUCGUGGACUCAGAAGAUGAAUGGACAACAAAGCUUCAUCAAUGCUGUUCUGCACGAUGGUAGCAAACCUGCGUACUUCUCUUUAACAGGAUUCGGUGACGUUCAGAUUUCGCAUCUACGCAAGUAUCACGCUCAUGUACUGCAAAAGGCGUUUGGAAUGAAGAUGAGGAUUGCAGCCUACUGGCCUCUCGUCUCACAGAGAAUUGUUGACAGCAUUUCAUCGCAUCUUCAGCUCUCUGUGAAUGAUCUGGUCAACAGUCGCUUCGAGACAGAGAUCUUGGCUGAAAUGGUGGAUUUUUGGGGUGGUGGAAGAGUUGAGAGGAUGCUGCGAGGUGGUAAGCAAGAGAAGGAGAUAAUGGAGAGCAGUAUCGGCCUCUUGAAGGACACUGUUGACGUCGUUUAGCUAUUCCUCUUGUUUUAGACUAAAUUGGCUUUGGCUUUCGCAAGUUUGUGUUCUGAGUCGGUUUGAUUACUUUUCUGAUGUCUUUUUUUCCUUCUUUUUGGCAAGUGAUUGUUAUCCAUCUUUGUAUGCACAUAUCAAUGAUUCAAACUUGACGAUUGUAUAGUUUCCAUACAAUAUUUGAAGUACUUGUUAUUGUAGAAA
Brassica napus (rape) is the source of this 1847-nucleotide messenger RNA. Its product is annotated as dynamin-related protein 4C. The coding region runs from base 27 to 1646 and encodes 539 amino acids. The record is from RefSeq and is a predicted model, not a curated record. The transcript has 5 exons. NCBI's taxonomy places the organism in Eukaryota, Viridiplantae, Streptophyta, Magnoliopsida, Brassicales, Brassicaceae.